Molecule: messenger RNA, 1377 nt
Organism: Chanos chanos (milkfish)
Lineage: Eukaryota; Metazoa; Chordata; Actinopteri; Gonorynchiformes; Chanidae
Gene: bmp10l
Product: bone morphogenetic protein 10, like
Exons: 2
Coding region: 1-1377 (458 amino acids)
Biological process (GO): BMP signaling pathway
Cellular component (GO): extracellular region
Molecular function (GO): growth factor activity; cytokine activity
Source: RefSeq, a predicted model, not a curated record
AUGAGUGGUAGCGAGGUUUCCAGGCUUAGGUUCAUUUACACCUUAAGUCUCUGCGGUUUGCUUUUACCUUGCUGGGGUCAGUCUAGUCCAAUUACGUCCCCGCGGGAAGGCCGGAAGGUCCCGGGAGAGGGAAACGCGGUGGAUCCAUCUGGUUUGGAGCAGUAUGAGGAUAUGGACAUGCAUGAGUUUCUGGGGCAAUUCUUUUACAUGUUCAAUCUAACAGAGCCAGGCCCCCGGCCAAGGCCCCCCGCCACUCGCCUCGAACCUCCAGAGUACAUGCUGGAACUUUACAACCGCUUUGCCAAUGAUCGCAGUGCCGAACCAUCAGCCAACAUUGUGCGCAGUUUCAAGAAUGAAGGCUCCUCCUUCCACGGUGUGAUGAGCAGAGGUGUAAAGACACACCCACUCCUGUUUAACGUCUCCCUCCCUCAUCACGAGCACGUCAUUUUGUCAGAACUACACCUAUACUUGCUGGUUCAGCAGCACCGACAUCGUCACGCCAGAGUAAACUGCAAAAUCACCAUUUUUGAAAGGGGAGAGGGAGAACUCUGGAGAAUGAGAGGGACGAGCAGAAAAGAUGAGGCGGAUCUGGAGGACGUGGAGGAGCUGGCGUCGAAAUACGCCAACGUUAAGGACGGCGGUUGGGAGGUGCUCGACCUGACGGACGCAGUCCAUCGCUGGAGAAAGUCAGAGAGCACGACCCAUUGGUUGGAGGUGCGCAUUGAGAACUUAAACGCGGACGGUAACGAGUCGCAGAUGAAAGGGGAUGAGUACGAGAACAUGGCGUUAGCGGACCUAGACGUCGACAGGAGCCCGGGGGGGAAACACACACCGGUGCUGAUUAUCUUCUCAGAUGAUCAGAGUAAAGAUCACCGAGAGGAAAAGAGGAGGCUUAAUGGGAUGAUUACAGAGGAGACAGCUCUGCGGGGCGACAGCGACAAGUGGGAGACGGCUGGCGAGGAGGACGAGGAGCAACAGAACGAGGAGGGACACCUGACGCAAGUGCGAUCCAAUCCGAUCUACGACAACACGCCCCGGAUCCGUCGUCACGCCGCGGGAGACCACUGCAAGAGGAGGUCCAUGUACGUGGAGUUUAAGGACAUAGGCUGGGACAAAUGGAUCCUGGCUCCUCCGGGGUACGAGGCGUACGAAUGUAAAGGGGUCUGCUCCUUCCCGUUGCCUCCAGAAGUGACGCCCACCAGGCACGCAAUGAUUCAGGUGCUGGCCAAUCUGAAAAGCCCUCAGAAGGUAACAAAGCCCUGCUGCGUCCCCACCAAGCUGGACCCAAUCUCCCUUCUGUAUCAGAAUGACAAUGGUGUGGUCACUUACGAACACAAAUACGAGGGAAUGGUGGUCGCCGAAUGCGGGUGCAGAUAG